Drosophila persimilis is the source of this 1502-nucleotide messenger RNA. It is a transcript of the gene mrn, whose product is annotated as general transcription factor IIH subunit 4. NCBI's taxonomy places the organism in Eukaryota, Metazoa, Arthropoda, Insecta, Diptera, Drosophilidae. Gene Ontology annotation, molecular function: double-stranded DNA binding; ATPase activator activity. The coding region runs from base 1 to 1491 and encodes 496 amino acids. Gene Ontology annotation, cellular component: transcription factor TFIIH holo complex; transcription factor TFIIH core complex. Gene Ontology annotation, biological process: nucleotide-excision repair. The record is from RefSeq and is a predicted model, not a curated record. The transcript has 2 exons.
AUGGCCAUGGCCGACACAAAAUCUGGGAGAUAUGCCAGUGCCGGCAGCAGCAAUAGUGUUGUGCCCCUUGUGCAGGGGCCGGCGAAUCUGGAGUGCAAGGACUUCCAGGAGUAUCUUCGCACUCGCCAGACUGCCGAGACGCUGGAGAAACUAUACAAUUAUCCGCCGAUUUGCCUAGCCGUGUUCCGGGAGCUGCCCGAACUAGCCAGACAGUUCAUUAUACGAAUUUUAUUCGUGGAUCAGCCGGUGCCACAGGCUGUGGUCACCUCCUGGGGGGCCCAGCGAUUUGCCAAGGAGCAAACCGAGGCCACCAGCUGCCUCUCGGAUCUAAAUGUUUGGCGUGUGACGGCCAUACCAGGCGGCCUGUCUGCAUGGGAGCUGUCACCCACAUUCAAGAAAAGCGUUCGCCAGGUUCUUUUGGGCGGCGGCAAGCCGUGGCCGAUGACCAAUACACUGGAGAAAGACUCGAAGCCACGUGACAUAGCCUUCCUGGACUCCUAUGCCAUGUCGCGCUGGCGCUGUGUGCUUCAUUACAUGGUGGGAACGGGAAACCGUAAUGGCACCGAUGCAGAAGCGAUCAGUCCGGAUGCUGUGAGGAUUCUACUCCAUGCAAAUCUCAUGAAGCGCGACGAGCGAGACGGAAUUACAAUCACCCGCCAAGGGUUUCAGUUCCUGCUGCUGGACACACGUGCACAGGUCUGGCAUUUCAUGCUCCAGUAUUUGGAUACAUGCGAAGAGCGGGGAGUAUCUCUUCCGGAGUGUCUUUCCAUGCUGUUCCAGCUCAGUUUCUCCACCCUCGGUCGAGACUACAGCUCAGAGGGCAUGAACAGCCAGAUGUUGUCCUUCCUGCAGCAUUUGCGCGAGUUUGGUUUGGUUUUCCAGCGGAAACGCAAGGAGGGCCGGUUUUAUCCCACUCGUCUUGCCCUAAACGUGACCAGCAAGGAAGCGGCUACCACAAUGACAGUGUCAGACGAGGAGGCCAUGCAGGACAGUGGCUACAUUGUGGUAGAGACAAACUAUCGCGUCUAUGCCUACACGGAUUCUCCUCUUCAAGUGGCGGUCCUGGGCCUGUUUACCGAGUUGCUCUAUCGCUUUCCCAACUUGGUCGUGGGCGUGCUCACCCGCGACUCUGUGCGUCAGGCAUUACGCGGCGGCAUCACCGCAGAACAGAUUGUCUCCUAUCUGCAGCAGUACGCCCACCCCAACAUGAAACUAGUGGAGUCGGCCAUCCAAUCAAAGUCCUGCCUGCCGCCCACCGUUGUGGAUCAAAUCAAGCUCUGGGAGAUGGAGCGCAACCGGUUUACAUACACGGAGGGAGUGGUCUACAAUCAGUUUCUCUCCCAGAACGAUUUCGUCACUCUGCGCGACUAUGCGCAGUCGAUCCAUGUCUUGGUUUGGCAGAAUGAGCGCACUCGCACCAUGGUGGUGCAGAAGCAUGGUCACGACGAUGUCAAGCGCUAUUGGAAGAAGUAUUCGAAGGGUGGCGGUUAGCCGCUCGCAGU